Messenger RNA from Tetrahymena thermophila SB210, 7443 nucleotides. Its product is annotated as transmembrane protein, putative. The record is from RefSeq and is a predicted model, not a curated record. The transcript has 15 exons. NCBI's taxonomy places the organism in Eukaryota, Ciliophora, Oligohymenophorea, Hymenostomatida, Tetrahymenidae. Gene Ontology annotation, molecular function: protein binding.
AUGAUUAUUUAGUAUCUAAGUGCUUUGCUUUUAAGUUUUAUUUUAUUUAUUUAGGCUUAAAAUGUUUAAAAAUGUCCUUAAUUGAGAACUUAUGACAAUCCAAAGAGGGAUUAAAGCUUCUAUGUAAAAAAUUUCUUGAGAAUCCCUAAAACUAACAUUUUAGUUAUAAACACGAGCUAAUGGAACUACCCAAUUUCUAGUAUUGUAUAUUAUUAUGAUAUGUCAUCCUCUUCUGGAGAAGUGAUUAAUGUUAUAGCUCCUGACUUUCUGAUAGGAGAAAUGUAUUACAAUGAUCAAACUUAACAGUUAGUGAUAAUAAACUAAAAUAACUUGAUAUUUGCAGAUCCAUAUACUUUGAAAUCACAAUAAUCCUUUUCCUUUAUCAACAUUUCUUCACUAUAGUUAAUUUAGGGAACUAAUUAUGUUAUUUUAACUAGCUAUUAUAAUGUUUUGUAAAUAUUUGACUUUAUUCAGCAAUAAGUAGUUCUUCUCUUAGAUAAUACAUAAAUUCUUUAGACAUUCUCUGAUAAUUCUUAGCUUUAUUAGUAUUAUUCAAGCUUUUAUCAGCUUUCUACAGGCGAAUAUAUAAUAGUGACUACAAAUGAUAGAGGAAUAAUAACUUGGAGUGUAGAUCUAUAAAAUCUAACUUAUUCUUACAAUGGCUAUAUCCAAGAUUCUAUAGUAGAUUAAUAAGGAGAUGGAAACAAAUGCUUUACAAAACAUCCAACUUAAGAUAUAAUAUUUAUGGGUGGAAAAUAUUUAGUGGUAGCAGCAGUAAAAAUAAUAGAUAUCAAGAAAGGAGUUUAUUAAACUCUUUUCAAAUAGAGUAUUUAUUCAUACUAUUUAACAGAUAAUACUCAAAAUAUUGUUUAUGAUUUAUCAUUUUCUAACGGGAGCUAUUCUCAUACUCUUAUCAUCAACUCUUAAUACUAUGUUUUUCCAAUCUAUUUAUCAGCUAAUGACGAUUAUUCUUAAAUGAGUAUUUCAAGUUACUACUGGAUUUAAAUCACUUGCUAUUUUAAAUUGUAUAAAAUAUAAGAAAAUCCUAUUUUAAUUAUAUCUUCUGGUACAUAUAUCACAGUCUUUCAUUAUACCACCUACUAGUUUUAUUAUUACUUAUAUUUUGGUGGCGACACGCUAAGUAGAAGAUUUAUUAGACAGGAUGAUAUCAAUACAGAUAAAUACAUAUUUUUAUACCAAAAUUACCUUCUACUUUAUGAUGAUGGUUAUUUUGGAUAAUAUGAUGGAAAUAAUUAAAAACCUGAAUUAUCAGGUAACGUCAGAUAUUAAUAUGGCAGCUUUUACUCAGUAAAAAACUUAUUUGAUUGGUAUUUUAUCAAAAGUGGUGAAGAUGGAAGUAAUAGCUUUAUAUUUACAUUCCCAAUAUAUCCUCUUAGCCAAUAAAAUACAGCCAUUGACAUAACAAAUUCUUUUGGUUUGACAUGGGCAAGUAUAAAUUAAAAUUUAGAUCCAUUUUCAAUAUAAAAUAAAAUAUAUGUUGCUUUAGCUUUUCCUAAUAAAGCUAAUACAGAAAACUAUUUAUUUUAGUUAAUCAAUUGCCAAUCAACAACUGAGAGGUAUUUUUUAACUUCAAAUCAAAGUGAUGUUACAUCAAUCCAAACAGCUUUUGCAAUAGCUUCUUUAGAUGAUCCACAAAACUUAGAAUUAAUUGGAGUAGAUAAUAAUGGGACUGUUUACAUUUGGGAUCUAAGCACUCCUAAUUAUGAAUUUAAGUUUUCUUAUAAUUUUAGUAUUUGCAAAAACUCUUAAAUAGGUGAUAUUUUCAAUAUUAAUGGAUUUAAAAGAAUAAUAAUGUCGUGUGAUGAUAAUAAAGUUUACGCUCUAGAUUAUUUGUCUGGAAAUUAUUAGUAUUUAGCAAAAUUAACUAGCUAACCUUUAGCUUUAAGAGCCUUUUCAAAACCUCAGCUAAUAGCUUUAGGUGAUUUUAAUUCUGGAGAAGCUUUAAUCUUUAAACUGAAUUAAAAUUCAAAACUAUUCGAUUUUUUUUUACAACUCUAAUCAAAAAAAAUUUAAGACAAGUUAAUUUAUAUAGAAAUGCUAAGUGAUUACACACUAUGGAUUUAAUACACAGAUAGAAAUCUAUUCUACUCCAUUCAAGAUUGUCUCUCAAACUCUACUCUUUGCACAUAAUGUACCUAGUAAUAUUAUUUUAAUACAACAAAUCAAUUUGAUGUUAAUGCAGUUUAUGGUGCAGGAGCUGUUGACAAUCCUUAUACAACAUCUGACAAUUUCUUAACAGCAAUGAUCAAAGCUUAAUACUAUAAGUAAAUUGUUUCAGGUGUUUCUGAUAUGAGUGUUAAUAUUUACAUAAAUCCUGAUAAUGAGUAUAACUUAAACCCAAAUCUAAUGAAUUUCGAUUUUAAUAGUAUUAUUUCGUUAUUUUUUUUAAGUAGUAAGUAUGGCACUUAUGCAAGUUUAAAUUACUAAGGAGUUAUGAAAUUUAAUAAUUAUAAUUAAAUAACAAUUUAAGAUAUGAUCAUUAAUUUUACAUUGAAUCAGUAAAUUAAUUAAUGUGGAAUUAUUUUUUAGAAUAUUGGGUAAAAUGCUAUUAUUAAUAAUAUCUAACUUAAGAAUCUAAAUAUUAGUUUAUCUUAAAUUAAUUGUUAAUCUAUUUAAGUUGACUCUACUUAGCUAAUUAUCUAAAAGUACAAUUUAUCAAAUGAAGAUUUUAGUUAUCACUAAUCAAUAAUCGCAGCUUUUAACUCUAGUUAUAUUUAAAUUUAUAAUUUGUCUUUAAUUAACUGUACUCUUGGGAAUUAGUUUAGCAUUCUGUAGUAGUAAUCUAAUAUCUAAGCUAAUGUUAAUAAUCUUCUGAUUUCUUAAAAUACUUGUUUUUAAAAAAGCGAUGAAGACGACAAAAAUUAAAUUUCUAUCCUAUUUUAAGCUGGCCUCUUUGCAGUCAGUAAUAUGCAAAUGAAUAAUAACACUAUUUGUAUGAAAUCGAUAUUUUCUACAGUUGCUACUGUUGACUAAGUAAACUAAACUUUUUAAUUUACUAAUAUUAGCAUAGCUAACAAUAAAUUUUAAGCUAGAACAACCUAUGUAUUCUUUGAUGCUUUGUAUUCAAUGAGAUCUUCACCAUCUCAUUAACUUAUACUUCAAAAUUUAGAUUUUGAUAGUAAUUUCUUGAUAAAAAAUAGCUCAUUUGAUUUAGAUUCAGCUUAGCUAUUUGAAACCUACAAGAUAGCUACACUUAAUGCAUAAAAUAUAACUAUGAAAAACAAUUUAAAUAUUUAAUUUGGCUUAAUUUAAAUUGCCAAUACAGUUAAUAUUAGUUUAUUCUCAUGCUUAAGUGAUAAAAAAUACUUUGAUUAAGUUUUAAACAUUGCAACAAGUGGUUGCUUUUCAUUAAGUGAAAUUUACUAAACAAUUAUUACUUAAAAUAAAUUAUAUUCAAUGAGAGUAUAAGACAUUAAUUUAAUAUCAUUAGAAAAUAAUUCUGUUUUAUAAGCUACACUACAAAUUUUUGAUAGUAAUUUCACUGAUUUGAUUUUAUAUCAAUAAGGAAAAAAUACUUAAUCCAUUCCAAUCCAAAUAUCCACAACUUAUAAUAUAGAAAUAUAGAUAAAUAAUUGCAAUUUUUAAAAUAUACUUCUUUAGAGUAUUUAAUACACAUAAACUUAUUCAUCUAUAGCAUUAUGGAUAGUCAAUUAUUAAGGAUCUGUCUUAAUUAAAAAAUCUUAUUUUUUAGAUUCGUACAGCAAUUCUUAAUAUGGCUUCGCUUAUAUAGAAACAAGCUAAUUAUCUAUGGACUAAAUCAAUUUUAGCAAUUCUACCUUUAUAAAUAAUUAAUCAUUAACUUUAUAUAAUUCAAUUGGCUGCAUGGUAUAUGCAAAAGCAGAAAAUAUAUCAAUUACAAACUGCAAUUUCAGUAAAGCAACAGCUUCAAAAGGAGGUUUUCUUUACUUAGUAUCAUCUGCAGAGAUAUUAAAUCUUUAAUUUAACAACGUCUAUUUUACUGAAGGAUAUGCUUCUGUAGAUGCAAGUGCCAUUUUUAUAGAUACAAGUGGACAGAAAUUAAAUUUCAGUUGUUUGAACUGUAGUUUCAGUAAUCUAUUCACAUUACCUCUUUUAUCAUCAGCUAUACAAUUACAAUAAUAUUAGUAAAGUUCAGUUUAUGCUAUUUAUUAAAUAACAUUUGAUGGUGGAUUGAUUUACAACAUAUAAGGUGUUUCAGAUAAUUAUUUUAUUUCUCUUUAAUCUUCAGAAAUAUAAUUUUUCAAUAUAAUUCAAAAAAAUAAUUAACCAUUUUAGUCAGAUUCUUUACCAUAUAUUUUUUAUUAAGGUUACUAAAAUAAAUAGUAAUCAACAUUAAUAAAAUUAACGAAUUCAUAAGUUUAAUUAAAGAAUUGUACUAUCUCUGAUUUAUCUGUAAAAAACCUUGAUUCAAAUAUACCUCUUCUUAUUCAAUCAUAAAACUCAACUGUUUAAAUAUUUAAUUCCUCAAUUUCGGAUUGUAGCUAUGUUAAAAAUUUCAUAAAUAUUUAAGGAGGAUCGAUUUUGUUAGAUAGUGCAAAAUUUUUAAAUAUUAAUUAACAAUCAAGUAAUAGAAUUUUAAGUGAAUUGAAAGAAACUUAACCUUCUAAAGAUUCAACAUCUUUAAUAAUGCUAUAAAAUAGUUAAAUCUAUAUUUAAAAUAAUUGCAUUUUUUAUGAAUUAAACUGCUAAAGUUGUAACGGAGUUAUUUAACUGCAAAAUGGCAACCUUAAUAUUGAUAAUUCUAUCUUUAACUAAACAAGGAAUCAAUUUGGUGGAUUUUUUUUUAUUAAUGGACUUCAAGGAAAAAACUCCAUUUCAAAUAGUAUAUUUUAUAAAUGUUAGUCUUAGUAUGAUGGAGGUGCUAUGUACAUUCAGUCAUAAUACACAAAUGCUUUUCAACUGAAUAUUGAUAAAUCAAUCUUUUAGAAUAAUACUUCAAUAAAUGGAAAAGGUGGAGCUAUUUUUAUUUAUUCUGAAAAUCUUAAUCCUCCAAAUAGUUCGGCUUUAAUUUCUGAAUCAAUUUUUGUUUCUAAUUUUGCAUAAAUAGCUGGAGCAAUUUAUUAAUAAAAUAUUUCUGCAUAAUUAACAAAAAAUUAAUUUGAAGGAAACGUUGGAUAUAUAUAUGGUAGCAACUUAAUCUCUUAUGCAAGCAAAUUAAAUUUGGUGAAUUUAGAAUAAUUUCUAACACUAAACAAAGGUAAGUAGAAUUAAUCUAUAGAAAUUAUGGAAUUUAGAAGUGGUGGUUCAUUAAAAGAUAUCUAGUUUUAAUUAACAAAUGAAUAAAAUGAAUGUAUUAUUCCUAUUACUUAUGAAGAAAUUUAAUCUUACAAAAUUUAAGUUAAAGUAAAUCCUCAUACUCAGAAUAUCCAAAGUUAUUAACUAAGUGGAGAUGAGUAAGUCAGUUUCAAUUAAACAUCCUAAUCAUUUUCUUUCUCAUAACUGACUGUUGUAGGAACACCUAAUUCUUCAGUGAUUCUAUAGUUUUAUUCUGACCAAAUUUAUACUUUAAAUAAACAGACAAAUUUAUACGAAUAAAAUUACACAUUCGAUGUAAACGUUUAUUUUAGGGAUUGCAUUUCAGGAGAAUAAAAGACUCAAUAUAAUUUAUUAAUUUAAUGUGAUAUAUGCAAAAAGGGAUAAUACUCAUUUAAUGUUUAAUAGUGUUAAGAAUGUCCAAAGGGUGCUGAGUGUCUUGGUGGCGAUUAGAUAGUUACAAAUUAUGGUUAUUGGAGAAGAUCUGGUGAUGUAGCAAUAAUACUUUCUUGUGAAAAUUAGGAAUCAAACUGCGUUGGAGGUAGCUUCGGAAAUAAUAUUUGCUAUGAAGGACAUAUUGGUGCACUUUGUGAAGAAUGUGAUAUUGAGGGUCAGUUUUGGGGAGAAAAAUACUCUAAAACAGCUAAAUAUUCAUGUGCAUUAUGCAGUAAAAUGUAAUAUAAUUCAUGGAUUAUUGUUGCUUUGACAUUUUGGACGUUAUGCUCUAUGCUGAUUGCAAUUAGAGGAAACAUUUCUUCUUUGAAAAUUGAAGCUGCUUAACUUGCAAUUAAAAGAACAGUUAUGAAUAUUAGGAAUAGAGGAAUUAGUUAAAUAACAGAUAACCAAAUAAACAAAUCUCUCAAUGCAAGUUAAAUUUAAAAAAAUGUUACACAAUAGUUUUAAAGAUAGAUUACUAUUUCUUAAAAAAAUAAAAAUGCUAACUUUGAAUAAAAAUAAGCUGACUCGAUGAAAUAAAGUAUUUGCAUAAAAAUGUUUACAAAUUACUUCUAAAUUGUAGGUUCGAUUGCUACAUUCAAUCUUACUAUUCCAUCAGGUAUUUUUGAGCUUCCUCAGUCUGUUGGGAAUCCAAUAAAAUAAACUAUGAGUUCAUUAGAUUGCUUACUUGUUAAGAUAGAGACAGAAAUACCAAUAAUAUUUUUCAGAAUGAUUUUUUCUUAGAUUAUUCCUAUUUUAUAUCUGAUAAUAUUUUUUUUAGGGCUUUUGGUUUAUCAUUACUGGAUAAAUAAAAAAAAGGAAGCUUUUCCAAUUUAAAGUAUUUCUACUGCUUCAAUGUUUUUAAUAAUUUACACUUAACCUGAUAUAGUUGCUUAGAUAAUAGCAUUACUAUCUUGCAGAAAUAUUGGAGACAAAAGCUACAUUUUAUCAAAUGUUUCUUUUGAGUGUUAUACAAGUUAGCAUAUUAAGUACAUAUUAGCUAUUGUUCUACCUUUAUUGAUUAUUUGGUUGUUUAUCUUGCCUAUAACUUUGUUUGUUUUAUUGAAAAAAAAUUAAGAUCAGCUUGAAAGUACAAAAAUUAAACUGAAAUAUGGGUUUCUUUAUAUUGAAUACAAAAACUAAGCUUUUUAUUGGGAGUUUGUAAAGAUGGUAGAAAAAAUAACAAUAAUCCUAUCACUUAAUUUUUAUUCUUAAAUGAUUAUUAUAAAAGGGAUUUUAGUUUUUCUUAGCAUUACACUUUAUGGAAUUUUGACUAUCAUGGUCAAGCCUUAUAAGGAAGAAGAAAUAAACUAAAUUGAUAUAAAUUCAACUAUAGUCUGUUCUAUUACAGUUUUACUUGGAAUAUUUAUCUAUCAAAAUCCUUUCCCAUAUUUUUAUUAUCCCUCAUUUGGAAUUAUUUUACUAAUUAACUCUAUUUUUAUAAUUUCGGUUUUAAAAGAAAUUAUCUAUAAUUAUUAUUUGUUAUUUAAGUAAGUUAUUAAAAAUUUGAUAGUAAAACUUUCAGUAAAAAUUCAUUUGCUCAAACGUUUCACAUAAACUGAGAAUAAUACUAAGAAGCUUAAUCCAGAAAUAAAAGCUAAAAUUAAAAGAGCAUUUUAAAGAUACUUAGACAUGAAUAUUGAAUAAAGAAAAUAGUUUUUUAUAAAAGUUUUGGAAACCUAACUAAGUAAAAUUUUAUUAAUUAAUUAAAUGUGCAUUUUAAAUAAAAAAUCUUAAAAAUUAAAAUAGACAUGA